This is a messenger RNA of Chrysemys picta bellii (western painted turtle), 1336 nucleotides long. Lineage: Eukaryota; Metazoa; Chordata; Testudines; Emydidae. The record is from RefSeq and is a predicted model, not a curated record.
UGGGGCGCGGCAACUUCCGGUGCGGAAGCCGGGCGUUCAUUGGUGGGAAGCGGCCCGGAGGGGCGGGGCCUCCUGCUCGGUCCCUAUUUCCGGUGGGGGCGGGGCCGCGUGGGGACCAACCGGAACCAGCCCGAGGAGCCGAGUCCUGCCCCCCGUGGCCGCCAUGAGCCUGCAGUGGACGGCCGUGGCCACGUUCCUCUACGCCGAGGUCUUCGCCGUCCUGCUGCUCUGCAUCCCCUUCAUCUCCGCGCCCAGAUGGCAGAAAAUCUUCCGGUCCCGCCUGGUGCGGCUGGUGGUGACCUACGGGAACACGUUCUUCGUGGUGCUCAUCGUCAUCCUCGUCCUGCUGCUGCUUGGUGAGCGGGGCUGGGCAGGGGGUGCUCUCCCCCGGCAGGGCACUGGGGGCGCUCCCCUCGCUGCCCUGGCUCCCCACAGCCUCCUGCGCCGGCUGGUGACGCUGAUCUCCCAGCAGGCCACGCUCCUGGCCUCCAACGCCGCGUUCAAGAAGCAGGCGGAGGGCGCCAGUGACGCAGCCAGGAGAUACAUGGAGGACAACGACCAGCUGAAGAAGGAGCUGGAGGAGGCCGGCGUGGAUGUCGGGGAGCGUCUGGCCGAGGGGCCGGGGGCCGCGGAGCAGAACGAGGUGCUGAAGGCGGAGCUCAAGGAGCUGAAGGAGGAGUUGGCCACUAGCAAGAGGGCGGUGGAGAAGGCGGAGAGUGAGGCGCUGGCCAUGAGGAAGCAGGCCCAGGGGCUGACCCAGGAGUACGACCGGCUGCUGGAGGAACACGGCAAACUGCAGAUGCUGCAGGAGGGCCCAAAGGACAAGAAGGAGGAGUGACGGCUCUUCCCCUCCACCCCGUCUGCCUCUGUUGCUUUCAGUGGGUGGGGCCUCUCUUGGACCACGCCCCCUGCUCUGCAGUGGGUGGAGCCUACAGUAUUCAGUGGGGGGGGGGCUCCCCUCCCCAAUGGGGCUCUCACCUUCCCCCUGUGCUCCCAGGAGGUGGGGGUGGGGCUGCUGCGCUCACCCUCAUCACUAGGCUGGGCCCAUUCCAAGCAGGGGGUUGGAGCCCUUGUGCCUCAGUUUCCCCUCUGUGUGACCUGCUCUUUCUGCCUUUCCUGGGCUGGGGGACCCCUGGAUUUCCCAUUGAAUCCCAGGGAUUGUGGGGAGUCGCCAUUCCCCCCCAGCUGUUCCUUUUGCUUGUAAGCCCUGUGUUGCCGGGGGGCCCAGCUGCUGUGACCCCCCCCCCCCCCAGCCCCCGCGCCAGGGCCGGUUCUGUGACUGGCGCUGGGUCUGUAGCAGUGUGAGCUUCGGCUUCAAUAAAGGGUCCGACACCAG